AUGACAGCACAGCAAAGAGGCAGAUCUGCCCAUUUAGUCAUCAAGCUACUUGAAGAACCUAAGAUUGUAACCAGUAUUGAUACUGGCUUUAAAUCCCUUUUCAAUUUGGCAAGCCUCAGUGAUGAAGAAAUCUGGACAAGUGGAAAUGAUAACGCCAUAAAACUUUUCAACAUGAAGGAGAGAUUUCUAAUUAAUUCAAUUAGAACAAAAUCGGGGAAAAUGCCAUGGGACAUAGCGGUAACCCAAAAUGGAGAACUAGUUUAUUCUGAUAUAAAUGAGAGAUCUUUGAACUUAGCAAAGAAUUCAAAGAUUAAGGAGGUGAUAAAAUUAAAGACUUGGGAACCGCGAGAUAUCUGUAGUACCGCCGCUGGUCAUCUAUUGGUUAUGCUAAUGAGAAUUGAUGGAAGGCAAUCUAAGGUUGUUCGCUACCAUGGCUCUGAAGAGAAACAGUCGAUUCAGUUCGACGAUGAUGGAAAUUCUCUCUAUUCAACUGAGGGUUACAGGUACAUCAAUGAGAAUAGGAACCUUGAUAUCUGCGUAACAGAUAGUGGCGUUAGAGUAGUCGUGGUCGUCAAUCAGGCAGGGAAAUUAAGAUAUAGAUACAUGGGAAAUGACCCUCUUUUGAAGCAGAAUCCAUUCGAUCCACGAGGAAUCGCCUCAGACAACCAAAGUAACAUCCUUAUCGCUGAUUUUAACAAUCAUUGCAUCCAUUUAAUAGACCAAGAUGGACAGUUUCUUCGUUAUAUAAAAUGUGGACUGGAUUCUCCUUGGGGACUUUGUGCAGACAAAAAUGGAAAUUUGUUUGUUGCACAAAGUAAAAAACGGCAAGUCACAAAAAUCAAAUAUUUGGAAUUUAUUACAAAUUAUUAUUGA
Molecule: messenger RNA, 873 nt
Organism: Saccostrea cuccullata (small rock oyster)
Lineage: Eukaryota; Metazoa; Mollusca; Bivalvia; Ostreida; Ostreidae
Product: tripartite motif-containing protein 2-like
Exons: 1
Coding region: 1-873 (290 amino acids)
Biological process (GO): negative regulation of translation; protein polyubiquitination; proteasome-mediated ubiquitin-dependent protein catabolic process
Molecular function (GO): ubiquitin protein ligase activity; translation repressor activity; protein binding
Source: RefSeq, a predicted model, not a curated record